Molecule: messenger RNA, 767 nt
Organism: Rhagoletis pomonella (apple maggot)
Lineage: Eukaryota; Metazoa; Arthropoda; Insecta; Diptera; Tephritidae
Product: protein bride of sevenless-like
Exons: 3
Coding region: 294-767 (157 amino acids)
Source: RefSeq, a predicted model, not a curated record
UGUCGAACGACCUUACAAAGGGUAAGGGAGCAUGCGCUGUAACCUGUGGCCACUUUUUAUUUGAGCUUAAACCUGCUGAAGCGUAAAGUCCGACUCACUCAAAUAAUACAAUUGGUUGGUAAAUAAAGUGUAGAAUGACAGUGAAAGACAACGGUAAAACAGUUAAAAUUCUACUGCCGCUCAAAUAGUACCUGUGCACAGAGAUCCGGCUCAUUUGAUAAAGUGGUAUCAAGCAGACACAUUGUCAACCAGGAAGCGUUACAAAUGAGGUAGAAGUUCCCGAAUAAACGAGUAUGGCAGCAAGAAAAAAUGUUUUAUUAUGGCCUCUUGUGUUGGCCUCAACAUUUUGCUUAAAUUCAAUUGGUGUCUGCGCGCAAGGAUCUACCCUUAAAACUGGCCUACUUAAAAUUACUAAACCAACGCCGAGAACCCUCUAUAAUGGUUCCGCAACUAGAGUUGCAACAGCGGCAACAAGCACCACACCGCCGCCGAGUUCGUCGACAACGGAGAUCACUGAUAGCAGUACAUCGGCCACCAUACCGGAGAUUUGCAUACAUGGCUUGAGAGUAAUGCCCACCGACAUGGACCAGGCACAAAAUGUGCGCUAUGAACGGGACUUUGUCCACAUUAUUGAAGGCGAUGCCAUGCUCAGCAUUCUGACAACAGACGUCGCCUCGGUACUUUUUGUUGUGAACCGUAUUAACCGAGCAAAUCUGUUGGAUGCAGAUUUUGAAAUUGGUGAGUCAAAUUUACCACAGGCUGGCUGA